UAUAGAUCGGCGGGCCAUUCCAGGUACGUGUAGUUUAUAGUUCAUUGGUUGCAAUAUAACACUUUUUGAAAGGAAUGAGCGCGUAACGCCCCGGAGCUGUUCCGGUGCUCCUCCUAGGUGUGAAAAGAAUACGCCCUCCCACACCACUCAUUCCACAUCCAUUUCCCAUUCCUUCCAUCAAACAAAAACAUGUCACCGUCACCCAAGCAGCAAAAAGAGACCCCUCCUAAGAACCGCGAACCAAUUUUUAAUUAAAAAUAAAUUAAUUCAGCAAUUAAAUCACCGUGCACGUCCGCAAUAAAGAAAGUUUCAAAGUGUUUCUAGUGUUUAAGUUCACUCGUGUUCGUUUCAAACAAAAAACAAUGAGGACAAUCUCAACUUUAAUAUAGGACUAUAAUGUUAAAUGUAAACAACAUUUAAAAAGCUGUUGAAUGUGGGCGUACCUGUGUUAAAGGUCUUUGAAUUAUUUUCCGCGGAUUAGAAGGUGAAUUAUGGCUAAUUCGGUUAAUGAUGAUACUGUUUCCGAGUGUUCAGAGGCUAGCACAUUAGUUGACGGGUCUGUGAUAUCAACUGUGCCUGAUAGACAUGGAUUUUUGGGUGGUUCGCAGUAUUCUCCAGAACCCAGACAAGGUCCGCCACCUGAGACAGUAUUACGGCGAGAAAGAAAAUGGUUAAAGAUGUUGAGUACAUGGAACUUUUACAUGGAAAGAAAUUAUAGGAAAGUCAAGGAAAGAUGUCGAAAAGGAAUCCCAAUGUCGAUACGUCCUAGAGCCUGGCUUUAUCUCUGCGGGGGGCAAAUUCUCAUGGAAAAACAUCUAGGUCACUAUGAGGAUUGUCUCAGAGCAGAUGGAGAUGUUAAAUGUUUAGAUGACAUCAGGAAAGAUAUUCAUAGGCAGUUUCCUACACAUGAGAUGUUUAAUUCUGAAGACAAACCAGGUCAACAUGAAUUAUUCAACGUCCUUAAAGCAUACACAGUCCACAAUCCUGAUAUUGGUUAUUGUCAAGCUCAAGCUCCUGUGGCAGCUUUUCUAUUAAUGCACAUGCCCUCUGAACAAGCUUUUUGGUGUCUAGUCUCUAUAUCCGAUAAAUAUCUGCAAGAUUAUUAUUCACCCGAUAUGGAAGUUGUACAAAGAGAUGGAUUUAUUCUACAAGGUUUAUUGAAGAAGGUGUGUCCUCAAGUCUACAGACACUUGAAAAAAGUCAGUGCAGAACCAAUGUUUUAUUGUACAGAAUGGUUUUUGUGUGCCUUCACUAGAACACUACCCUGGGACACUUUGUUGAGGGUGUGGGAUGUGUUUCUAUGCGAAGGAGUCAAGGUUUUAUUUAAAACUGCUCUUGUGAUAAUGAUUGGAUGUCUUGGGACUGCUAAAAGUAGAAAAAAUUGUCCAGGUUUGUGUGAGACUCUAGCGAGACUACGAAACCCGCCGGAAGAAAUCCUCAACGAAGAUAAUCUUAUUUAUAACAUAAGCAGGCUCGAUUUGUCAGAAAGAGACUUCCAAAUUGAACAUCAAAGACAAACGAGGAAAAUUAAACUGGACAAAUUGGCCAAAGCUAAUGGGGAUGAGAGCAGAUAGAAAUUAAAGUGAAUGAUGAGUGUUUUCGAAAAUCAUUCUGUAUAUUGAAUCGUCACUGUUUUCCUUAUGCGUUGGGACACUAUGUAAGGAUCUUUUUGCCUCUUUUGGCUCAAAUUAUUGUUGUUAACCAAGAAAAAAUCAGUAUUUGAAAGGUAUUUUGUACAGUCACAGAAUUUUAAUGUAAAAAGAUAUAAACAUUUUUCUAUCAAUUAUAUUGUUGGAUCGAUUUAAAAAUUACAUACUAAUCUAAGCAGCUCGUUGGUAAGACUUAUUUUUUGUGCAUUUAUAAUUUAGAUUAAAUUUUAAUCGUAUUUAUUGGUUUUGUGCGCUACUUUUGUGAAGUGAUCAACUCUACAAAAUCUCCAUAGCGUUUUGUUGCAAUGUUUAUUUAUAAAAAUAAUAUAUAUCAUUAAAUAAGGGUUUUUUUUGUGCACAUCUCUAGUCUAAAGUGCAAAUAUUUUUUGUUUUACACUUAAUUUUUAUGUAUCUUUUUCAUGGGGAUCUAAUCCUUGUUUGCUUACAUUUGGUUGGUGUGCUUCCAAAAUAAAAAUUUGAGUUAGGAAAUUCAAUUUAAUAGGUAUAACAAGCAUUUAAUUUUUUAUACAAGUUUACAUCACAUAUUUUCCAGACUUGAGUUUUUGAAACGUUUUUUUUGUAUCUCCGAAUAUUUUAAAUAAGUUUUGAAAUAAUAUGAAAAUGUUAAUUAAUUUGGAAUAAUAAAGAAAUAUUUGACCUUUAUUUUUU
Molecule: messenger RNA, 2318 nt
Organism: Ceutorhynchus assimilis (cabbage seed weevil)
Lineage: Eukaryota; Metazoa; Arthropoda; Insecta; Coleoptera; Curculionidae
Source: the annotation of a GenBank genome assembly